AUGAAGAUUACGACUCUGCUCCUCACCACCCUUGCGGGAUCGGGUCUCGCCAUCGCGGCGGCGACAGCUCCCGAGGGAGCUGGCCUAGAGCAACGACAGACAUGUGCCAUCCCCAACGUCGGGUGCUACAGCCAGCGGGACUGCUGCGGUGGUCUGAAGUGCAACUUCAGCGAAAGCUGCUGCAUCGACGGCGGGGACGGGGACGGCUUGGCGGCCCGCGAGAAGAGACAGAAUUGCGGCUGCUGCGUCAAAUAG
This is a messenger RNA of Cordyceps fumosorosea ARSEF 2679, 255 nucleotides long. RefSeq lists its product as hypothetical. The transcript has a single exon. Bases 1 to 255 code for a protein of 84 amino acids. The record is from RefSeq and is a predicted model, not a curated record. NCBI's taxonomy places the organism in Eukaryota, Fungi, Ascomycota, Sordariomycetes, Hypocreales, Cordycipitaceae.